This is a messenger RNA of Homarus americanus (American lobster), 1501 nucleotides long. RefSeq names its product cyclin-dependent kinase inhibitor 3-like. The transcript has 6 exons. NCBI's taxonomy places the organism in Eukaryota, Metazoa, Arthropoda, Malacostraca, Decapoda, Nephropidae. The record is from RefSeq and is a predicted model, not a curated record. Bases 117 to 725 code for a protein of 202 amino acids. Gene Ontology annotation, biological process: dephosphorylation. Gene Ontology annotation, cellular component: nucleus. Gene Ontology annotation, molecular function: protein tyrosine phosphatase activity.
CAGGCCAUCAGCUGACUCUGGCAGUUGUGUUGUUGACCUGUGGGUGAGGCGAGGGUGGGCGUCUGCUGAGUGAGGUCUCGUUGUAUCGCAACCUACUUCAAGUUGCAGAACACAAAAUGUUCGACUCCUCAGAUUCAGACGAUGAGUCUAGCCAGGCUUCAGUACAAACACUGAAGGUAGACUGGUUAGAUAUGUCAUUUAUGGGAUGUCCACAAGCUGUUGCCCUCAGUGGUUUGCCAGGAUGCCGUUUCAGAAAUGUUCACCAAAACCUGCAUAUGGACUUAAAUAAAAUAGAAGAUUUGGGAAUCUCUGAUGUAGUGAUGCUCGUUACAAAGGGGGAGUUACGAAAAUAUAGAGUAUCAAAUUUAAUGAAUGAGUACGAGAUGCGAGGAAUACGUCUUCAUCACUACCCAUUUCCUGAUGGCACAGCUCCUUCAAUUGACAAUGUUAUGGUAGUUAUUGAUACAGUUCGACAGGCCUUGGAGGAAAAUCGGAAGAUUCUUAUACAUUGUAUGGGAGGAUUAGGGCGAGCAUGUGUUAUAGCUUCAUGUCUACUACAAUACUUUGAGAAUUCACUCACCCCAGACCAAACUAUUUUCCUCCUGCGAGAACUAAGAGGAACGCGAGCAAUCCAGACAGUCAAGCAAUACAACUUUGUUCAAGAUUUUAGAAGCUUGUGUGAAGUUUGGAUGGAUGAAGAUAUUGAGCGAUCAGUGUCCCGAUGACAGCCUACCUGUGAACUUGAGGCUUUUUACCAGGUAAAGGAUUGACAGCCGGAUCUUGUUACCAAGGACUGAUGUGCAGGGUUUAAAGCCAAAGCAGAGAAGUUCACAGAAAAGUAUCAUAACUGAAUUUUUACUCAUGAAAUUAGUGUAGUUCUGAGAAUAUUUAUUAGUGUGAAUGCUACUGAUGAUCUCAAGCACCAAUAAAGGAACCUCCUGGACUGUUGUUGGUUUUACAUAUUAGCUCUUUCUCCUUCAGCACAGCACAGUACAGUAUAGUACUGAAUGAUAAUUAACAAUGAAUUGCUCAUUACAUACUAUUUACCUUGUGUCAUGCAUUAAGAGUAUAUUAUGGUCAUGUACUGUAAUUACAGUUAUGUACACUGUAAUUUGUUUAACAGCUUGCAAUGUAUGAUAAUGUUAUGAACUAUUUUCCAUGAGUAUCAUUUACCAUAUCUUGUAAUUUCAUUAUAUAUAUGAGAUCCCUUGUAUUUCAUCCUACAGUGAUGUGUGUGGCACAAAUUUAAGCUCCAUAAGGCUAACUGAGAUGCAUUAAUAGAAUAGUGAUCAUUGUCUUUUAGCUAAUUUCAAAUUUGAGAAUAACAGAAACAAGCUUUUAUGAUCAAGAGGCUGAGUGGGUGGUCCAUGAUUUAUCUCACCAUCUCAUAUGACAGCUGUUUUAUCAUGCAUCUUCAUUAUAGUGACAAUCCUACAUAUGUAGCCAUCUUUCCAGUCAUAGCAAGAUCUAUCAGUUCUAAAAUAAAAAAUUCUGAAUGAUA